This is a messenger RNA of Xenopus laevis (African clawed frog), 698 nucleotides long. RefSeq names its product cAMP-dependent protein kinase, catalytic subunit-like. Bases 366 to 698 code for a protein of 110 amino acids. The record is from RefSeq and is a predicted model, not a curated record. The transcript is spliced from 3 exons. NCBI's taxonomy places the organism in Eukaryota, Metazoa, Chordata, Amphibia, Anura, Pipidae.
AUGGGAAAGUGAACAACAGUUUAGUGUUAUUAGAGAAGCCUUUGAAACUGCAGCUUUAAGUCAAAACAGAGACUUUAGUUAAGACAAGGUGGAUAUAAAUAUCAUUAGAUUAUAUGGGUAACAAAAGCCAUGUAAGAGGCCUAUUCGUUUGCUGCAAUUUUAUAUCCAUUUGCUCUAGCUCCUUUUAUUACAUUCACUCCACAUUCACACGAGUCUAUGUUCACUAUAAGACUAAUAAGCCAUAUUUCCUGAUUAGUACAUAAUUGGAACAUGCCUGCAUUAUACUUGCUAGUUUUGUGCUUCUUGUUCAUGUGAUUCACUCUCUUCCCUUUUAUCCCUGCACUCAGCAAUACGCCUUCCUCGUCAUGGAGUAUGCAGGGGGAGGCAAUCUCAGGAAUCUGUUGUCCAUCAAGCAUCAGCUGAAAAAAAGACACAUCAUCUUUUACUCAGCAGAACUGAUUUGUGGACUUCAGUAUCUCCAUUCUCUAGGCAUCAUCCAUCGUGACCUGAAGCCUGAAAACAUCCUGCUUACCUGUGAAGGACACGUAAAGAUUGCCGAUUUUGGAGUUUCAGCAGAAGGAGUGUUUGACCGCAAAAAAAUUGGUGGAGUAAUAGGAACAAAACUGGUACAUGGCCCCAGAGGUAGGAAACUGUUGAAUUUGUUUAAAACUUCUAUUCACUUCAGAGGCAAACCAUGA